Molecule: messenger RNA, 2009 nt
Organism: Exophiala xenobiotica
Lineage: Eukaryota; Fungi; Ascomycota; Eurotiomycetes; Chaetothyriales; Herpotrichiellaceae
Exons: 1
Coding region: 1-1998 (665 amino acids)
Biological process (GO): positive regulation of transcription from RNA polymerase II promoter by galactose; DNA-templated transcription
Cellular component (GO): nucleus
Molecular function (GO): DNA-binding transcription factor activity, RNA polymerase II-specific; RNA polymerase II cis-regulatory region sequence-specific DNA binding; zinc ion binding
Source: RefSeq, a predicted model, not a curated record
AUGUUGACAAAGGAUCCCAUGGCCAGGCCGCCAACUGCCGACAGUGUUGGAAACAACGCGAUGCUAGGCCUGAUGCAACACGACGACCAGGAGGCAGUCGGUGACCAUGGCGAUUCGAGCGCCUCGAGCUUUAUGAACCAUAUCAGAAGCGUCUUUGACCGGCACACGGGGGCCUUUCCAGACUCUCAGAGCACCGCAGCCACACCAAGCCAUACUCAACCAUCGGAAGGUCCAGAAUCGAGCAAAGCACGACCGUCGUUAGACUAUGUCCUCCCGCCCAGGCAACGAGCAGACUACCUACUAAAUCUCUAUUGGCGGCUGAUGGGGAAUUUGCAUACUUUCCUGGACAUCCAGGAAGUCAAAGUCAUGUACGAACGGGUAUGGACUGGAAAGGACCUUGGUGAGGAUGCGCUUACAUUCCUGUGCCUGAUGAAUGUGAUAUUCAGCAUUGCCUGCCUCCUGGACUCCUCCAUCGUCGCUGAAGAACGCGUCAAAGCGGCAGACAUCUUCUACAAACGUUCUCAAGACCUUCUAGGCCUGGAGCUCAUGCAGCGACGGUCCGUUCUCACAGUGCAGUGUUUCCUUCUUCUGGGACAGUACCUUCAGAGUACCGACAAUCCCCAGCAAUGUUGGAUCUUCGUCGGGAUAGCCGUACGUAUUGCGCAGAGCCUAGCACUCGACUUGCCCUCAACAAAUUCUGAUGUCAAAUCCAUGCAUCGAGGAAACGUGCUCCGCAUGGUCUGGCACGGUUGCGUUUUGAUGGAUCGCACCUUGUCGAUGACAUUUGGACGACCCGUCAUGAUAACCUCUCAAGCGGCAUCUGCCGUACCUCUUCCGACAAUUCACAAAUGCUCCGACUGCGACGGUUUCAAUACGCCAUACAUGGACGGUGCCGAGCAAGCCGCAUCUCCCUUUUUUCUCGAAUCUUUGAAGCUGCACGAUAUCAUGAGCAACACGCUGUUGGCGCUGUACAGCACAGCGUCCUCGCAAAAGCAAAGUGAAGGGAUGUAUGCUACCUACUUUGGCAACUUAGGCGCAAGAGCUGUCGGCAACAUCCUCCAGAUUAACAAACAACUUAGCUCUUGGGUGGACGAACUACCGGAGCACUUACGAAAUUCAUCUAAUGGCAGUAAGACUACGACGCACCGCCGUCAGACCAACAUUAUAUGGCUUCAAUACCGCCAUGUCCGCAUUCUUCUCUUUCGACCUGUCCUGUCGAGGUUUUGUUCCAAGCACGAAACUCGGACCCUGAGCCAAGGAGACCGAUUGCCGUUCAAGCUUGCGCUGCAUUGUUCUGUUUCCUGUGUGCGGACAGCCUUAGACACGAUAACCUUCUUUGAGCGAAACAUGUCAGACGUGGGACUGAAUGAACUUGAUGAUAUAUUACCUGCUUGGUGGUACAGUAUCUUCUAUCUUUACACUGCGGCCACAGUCAUGGUUGCAGCACGGUUACAUCCUUCCAUCGUUGCUGAGGUCAAGGAGAGUGUCAUUAGCAACGCUUGUCACGCGGUCAUCAAGAUAUUUGAACGAUUUCAGUGCUUCGGAGCACACGCCAAGAAAUGCGCCGCUGCUCUUCAUGCCAUCUUCGAACAGGUACAACACCAAAAUCUUGGUCAACCACAGCUCCAGUGUCAGACACAAAGCCAAGCCGCACAGUCAUCGGGCGACCUCUCAAGGCAACAGCAGCAGCAGGCGUAUACACAAGACGUGCAGACUGGCUACGAAAGCCGUCGUGUCGCUGGAAUGCCUAGCACCCUCGAUCGCGUCCUCUUCGCAGAAAAUUGUCCAGUACAGUCGAAUGACACCAUAGUCCACCAUGCUACCACGACAGCCGACGGCUCGAAAGAUCCAAGUCACUGGGCCUUGCACAAUGCCAACACUGUUAUGACAGGGUUUGAUGCUUUUAUUCCGAACGGUCCCUCAAAUCUCGAGCACUUUGAUUUGACAGAAUUCCAGCACCAUCCCGAAGACAUCUCAUGGCUUACCAGCCUGCCCUAGUUACAGAUGGG